AUGGCGGAGAGUCAGAGAACGGCUGCAUCUUACGAUGAGAUUGCGCGAAGGCGCGCGGGCGAUUGGAAGAGCAAGGAGUCUCCUUUUCGAUUCUUUAACAACUAUGUAAAGAAAACUAUUAUUCAAUUUGCACUGGAUCAUUUAAAGUACAAGGAGGGGUGCUCAGAAGUAAAAGUUCUCGACUUGGCCAGUGGACGAGGUGGUGAUGUUGGGAAGUGGCUGCAUUGCCAAAGUCCUGAAUUGAGCUUUGCCACAGCGAAGCUGCCGCGACAACGUUUAACGAAGGCCGUCUUUUUAGAUUGUUAUGAUGUUUCUUCAGAGUGCAUCGCUGAGGCGCGGAAACGCUACGAAGCGCUUGGGUCAGGAGUAGCGUGCAAGUGUGUUUUUACUGUUAGAGACUGUUUUAGCGAGGAAUUUCUCUGCGGUCAGCUGCCAUUGUUGGAAAACUUUGGUAAAUUUAAUGUUGUGUCUAUUCAAUUUGCAUUCCACUACGCAUGCGACACCCGGAGACGUAUCGACAUGUUAAUGGCAGCGAUAGCAGGCGCGUUAGCGUCGAAUGGUGUGUUUAUCGCGACAACGGUUGACGAUGAGGUUCUUGCCGAGCGUGUGCGGGAGAAACGAACAGAAAGUACCGGGUUGUAUGCCCUGCACUUUGAUUCGGAGCCCGUGUGGGAAGGGGAUAGACUUGCAGUAGGCACAAAGUACCUUUUUGAGCUGGAGGGAUUUGUUGACUGCGAAGAAUAUGUCGUUCCGGCCUCGUACGUUCGAGAGCGUGCCAAUUAUUACGGCUUGGAGGAGGUGACCGAAUAUUCCAAAACUUUUCGAUCUUUUUACGAGGAAUAUAAAAAGGACUCAGCCAAAAAUAAGGGAUUUUAUUUGUUUCCCGGCUAUUUGGAGCUUGUCACACUGUACCGCACAUUCUGUUUCCGCAAGAUUAAUUGA
Messenger RNA from Trypanosoma cruzi, 942 nucleotides. Its product is annotated as mRNA capping methyltransferase, putative. The transcript has a single exon. Bases 1 to 942 code for a protein of 313 amino acids. Gene Ontology annotation, cellular component: nucleus. The record is from RefSeq and is a predicted model, not a curated record. Gene Ontology annotation, molecular function: mRNA 5'-cap (guanine-N7-)-methyltransferase activity. Lineage: Eukaryota; Euglenozoa; Kinetoplastea; Trypanosomatida; Trypanosomatidae. Gene Ontology annotation, biological process: 7-methylguanosine mRNA capping.